AUGCUUAACGGGGCUUUAGAAACCUGGAUGAUCGAAAUGCCUCUCUGCUCUCUGUUUGUGGUGUGGUGAGUGUCUAAAGUGUAAUAUUACUAGUAAAAGGUGCGUAGGGUUUGAAGGGACAGUGCCAUUUAAUUCGUCUUAAAUGUGUUUCAUUAGUUUGAGUGUGUUUACAAUUUAGUUUGAUAAUGUGAUCUUGUGCAGAAUGACUCCCUUAUUUAAUUUUUUUUUUUUUUAACAGCCUGACACCCAAAGGACUCAACCCAUCAUUAUCACCUGCAUUGCAACGCUUAGUGAACAGGACUUCAAGUAAAUACACUGACAAGGCUCUGAGAGCCAGUUAUACACCGUCCCCUGCACACACAGGCACUCCAUCCUAUAAAACUCCUAGAGGUCUUGGCAACACACCAAACAUUACACCCACCACAAGAACAGAUUCCCAAACCCCAGUAGUUCCUGAUCCCACCUCCAUUACAGAUGAUUUGCUACAUCUUCCGAAACGACGGAAAGCAUCAGACUUCUUCUGA
Molecule: messenger RNA, 524 nt
Organism: Pelobates cultripes (western spadefoot toad)
Lineage: Eukaryota; Metazoa; Chordata; Amphibia; Anura; Pelobatidae
Source: the annotation of a GenBank genome assembly